AUGCGCGGCGGGGGCGGCGGUGGACCACAAGGAGCGGCGAUGCGCGGCGGGAGCGGCGGUGGACUGCGGAACCCGUGCCUGACGAUGCACCAACCGUGGGCGUCGCUGCUGGUGCACGGCAUCAAGCGCGUGGAGGGCCGCUCCUGGCCGUCGCCGGUCACAGGCCGCUUAUGGAUCCACGUCGCAUCCAAGGUGCCCGACCCCGACACCGUCGCCGCCAUGGAGGACUUUUACCGGGAGAUCUACGCCGUCGACGACGUCCACCACAUCGACUUCCCCCGCCACUACCCCGUAUCCCGCCUCCUCGGUCCGUGCGUCAACGUGGUCGGCUGCGUCAGGUCCAAGGAGCUCGUCUGCUGGGAGGACGUGCCUCAAUCAGUAAGACAGCUUGAAGGCUUGACUGACUUCUGCUGGCUGUGCGAGAAUCCGCAGAAGCUGGUGGUUCCCUUUGAGAUGCGCGGUUACCAGGGUGUGUACAAUUUGGAGAGAAGGGUCUACGAGGGAGAAGCCAGGGGCCUUUCGCCUGUUCAAGGUCCACUGCCGGUCAAGUUCCCGCUUCCAGAUCCCAGAAACCCCUUGUCUCUCAAGCCGGGAUCUCUCAAUUUUGACUCUUCAAAGUCCGCCCUGGUCAAGACUAAGAGUGUUUCUGCAGCGAUAGCCGGGGCUAGAGCUGCCGCGACUCAGUAUUCGAGGAAGGGUAGUAGUGCUGCCAGGAUCUCGUCGUAUGCAAGCCUUUGCUCAUGGUGA
Molecule: messenger RNA, 747 nt
Organism: Hordeum vulgare subsp. vulgare (domesticated barley)
Lineage: Eukaryota; Viridiplantae; Streptophyta; Magnoliopsida; Poales; Poaceae
Product: activating signal cointegrator 1-like
Exons: 5
Coding region: 1-747 (248 amino acids)
Biological process (GO): positive regulation of DNA-templated transcription
Cellular component (GO): nucleus
Molecular function (GO): transcription coactivator activity
Source: RefSeq, a predicted model, not a curated record